GUGCUCAAGGGGCCAUAAGUGAUAAGCAAUAAGCAACCCCACAACUUCAAAUAAGGUUUUCUUCUUUCUCGCUUUCUUUUCUUCAGGGGGAAAGAAAGAGAGAAGAAGAUACUUUUUUGAAAAAAAAAAAGUUGUUUAAGAAUGGCGAAUAAUGCUAUUAUUGGUAUUUGUGCGGUGUUUCUGGUGGCCUUGGUGGUAGCCGUGGUGGUGGGUGUUACGCACAUAAAAAACAAGAAUGAUGGUGAAGAGAUAUCGAGUUCGAACAAAGCCGUGCAAGCCCUAUGUCAACCCACGAAUUAUAAAGAGACGUGCCAGAAAAGCUUGGCGUCGUCAAAUUCUAGCGACGUUAAGGAGCUGAUAAGGACAGGUUUCCAAGCCGGGCUAGUUGAGAUAAAGAACGUGCUAGCCCAUUCAGUGACGGUCCAAGAGUUGAUCAAGGAUGAGAACAACAAAGCGGCACUUGGUGUUUGCCAAGAGGUGUUGGACUUAGCCAUUGAUGACUUUCAAAAGUCAUUCGACAUGCUAGGGGAAUACGACAUGAGCAAGAUCGGAAAAUACCUUUUGGAACUAAAGACCUGGCUAAGCGGUGCAUUCACGAGUCAACAGACAUGUAUAGACUCAUUCGCGGAAUCAAGUAACGAAUCAUCGCAGAAGAUGCAAUCAAUCUUGAAGACUAGCAUGGAGAUUACUAGCAAUGCUUUAGCGAUGCUUAAUGGGUUAUCCACCAUCGUGAAGGAACUUAACAUUCCAAACAUCGGCAACAUCGACACCACGGGGGUCAACCGUAAGCUUUUGUCGGCUGAGGAUAUGCCUGAGUGGAUUAGUCAAGCUGACCGAAAACUUCUUCAAGCAAAACCAAUGGAUUUGAAACCUAACGUUGUGGUUGCUAAAGAUGGUAGCGGGAAAUAUGAUACUAUUAACAAGGCAUUGGCUGAAGUCCCUGUGAAAAGUCCCGAUCGAUUUGUUAUUCACAUUAAGGCUGGUACUUACAAGGAGCAAAUCAACUUGACCAAGAAGAUGACUAAUGUUGUAUUCAUUGGUGAUGGCCCAACCAAGACCAUUAUCACAAAUGACAUUAGCGUCGUUAAGAAUCCACCGGUUAGAACAUACCGCACUGCAACUGUUGCUGCGGAUGGGGCUGGUUUCAUGGCCAAGGACAUUGGAUUCGAUAACUCAGCAGGACCCGAAGGUCAUCAAGCAGUUGCCUUUAGGGCCACUGCUGAUAGGGUCAUCAUGUUCAACUGCCAUUUCACUGGGUACCAAGACACUCUCUAUGCUCACAGAGAGAGACAGUUAUAUAGCAACUGUCUCAUCACCGGAACGGUGGAUUUCAUCUUCGGGGAUGCGGCGAGCAUUUUCCAGAACUGUAUGCUCGUCGUGAGGAAGCCAGGGCCAGGCCAAAACUGCAUGGUUACUGCACAAGGAAGGAAUGAUCUUGGAACAAACUCAGCCAUUGUGCUUCAAAACUGCACCAUCUCGGGUGCCCCUGAUUACAUCCCAGUGAAGGAUACGAACAAGGCGUACUUGGGGCGUCCUUGGAAACAAUUUGCUAGGUCCAUCAUAAUGCAAUCUAGGAUCGACGACAUCAUUCAACCAGAGGGUUAUGCCCCCAUGACAGGCACCAUAGGAAUAGACACUUCUUUCAUUGCCGAGUUUGGAAACAGGGGACCCGGUGCCGAUACCAGCCGUAGGGUAGCAUGGAAAGGUAUCAAAAAGAUAGAUAUAAAUGAAGCCAACAAAUGGACUCCUCGCGUCUUUCUCGAAUCCGAGACUUGGAUUCCGAGUUCCGGCGUUCCCUAUAGUCCCGACAUGGUCCCUGGAGUCUAAACAUCUUAUUAUCGAUACCAACGCCAUUAAUAUGUUUAUUAUCAUAUCAUUUUUCUAAUUAUGUCAUUUUUUUACUAAUUAAUUAAACAAUUUUUUAAUCUUUUAUCUAUCUAUGUAUAUAUGUU
Molecule: messenger RNA, 1952 nt
Organism: Gossypium raimondii (Peruvian cotton)
Lineage: Eukaryota; Viridiplantae; Streptophyta; Magnoliopsida; Malvales; Malvaceae
Product: pectinesterase-like
Exons: 2
Coding region: 142-1827 (561 amino acids)
Biological process (GO): cell wall modification
Molecular function (GO): pectinesterase activity; pectinesterase inhibitor activity
Source: RefSeq, a predicted model, not a curated record